AUGGAGCUUAGACGCGCAGGCAGUAUAUUCCUCUUGGUUGCGUUUACAAUUGCGCACUCCCUCGAACGUCCCCGGACAGAUGGAGCUCUCCCUCGAGAUUUUGCUGGUCGAAGCAGCGACUCAUAUAUUGCUACGCUGGGUGGCAGCGGGGAAGGAUGGCCUUCGGUGAGCCAAUGGAUUCCGUUUACGGAGAUGUUCCAGAAUAAUAAGGCCAUCAUCAAGGCUGGCUGUGUGCAAUUUGGCGCCAAUAAAGUCUCGGAUGAGGAAAUGUCUGAUCUUUCAUCAAGUAUUCAGUCCGUAGCUACGUUUAGCGGCGUGGACGCGCGUUUCAUUCUUGCGAUUGUAUUACAGGAAAGUAACGGCUGUGUUCGAGUAGGAACCACCAACAAUGGCGUGAGCAACCCAGGUCUCAUGCAGAGCCAUGGCGGCAUUGGCUCUUGCGGUAACAACAAAAAGUCCCCUUGCCCCAAAAGCAUAAUUCUACAGAUGAUUAAAGACGGCACGGAAGGCACAUCCUCAGGAGAUGGCCUUAAACAAUGCUUGGUCAAGAAUGGUGGAAGUGGAGCGACCGCCUACUAUCGGGCCGCUCGCUGCUACAAUUCGGGUUCGGUCGCCACAUCUGGAAACUUGGGACAGGGUGGUUCGACGCACUGUUAUGCCUCGGAUGUAGCGAACCGCCUUCUGGGAUGGUCAUCAGGACCGAGUACAUGCAAUGAGGCCACGGUUGGCAGCCUCAGUGAUACCCAGUCAGCUGGUAGCUCAUCUAUCGACGUAACAUCUUUGUUCAAACCUACUUCUGUCCCCGCCAAGAAAUUUACUCACUCUACUUUGUCUUCCUUAGUUACCACUCAGUACUUCUCUAAUAUUGCCCAAUGGGAGCCAUCCACAGCGUCAACGGGCAAGCACUCCUCUACAUCGUGCUCGUGGCCCAGUUCCACCACUACAGCCGCGGUCUACCCAUAUACCAUCGCGACCUGCCUUCAGUAUGCUACUGUUGGCUCCGACGACUACUGUCAGAAGAUUGAGACAGCGUAUGGCAUCUCAGCAGUUCAGCUCAGAGACUGGAAUCCGGGCUUGGACGAGGCUUGCACGAAUCUUUGGUGUGGAUAUAGAUACUGCGUAAAAGCUUAG
Penicillium antarcticum is the source of this 1131-nucleotide messenger RNA. RefSeq names its product LysM peptidoglycan-binding domain-containing protein. The transcript has 3 exons. The coding region runs from base 1 to 1131 and encodes 376 amino acids. The record is from RefSeq and is a predicted model, not a curated record. Lineage: Eukaryota; Fungi; Ascomycota; Eurotiomycetes; Eurotiales; Aspergillaceae.